Messenger RNA from Diabrotica balteata, 755 nucleotides. NCBI's taxonomy places the organism in Eukaryota, Metazoa, Arthropoda, Insecta, Coleoptera, Chrysomelidae. The record is from the annotation of a GenBank genome assembly.
AAAUCGUAGUGCACAAGUUUUAUCUUAUAAUAUAUUUUGUUUGUGUUGGUGCCCUUUGUAGUAUAUUGAACAAAACAUAAAUUAUCAAUAUUGGUCCGGCAGUAGUUUUGAAGAAACGUUACAAAAAAAUGACAAAUCGUGUUCACCAGUUGCCCGAUUCUUCGUCGUCACCUCCUUCUGCAGGAGACAUGUCUGAGGAUGAAGUUUCCGAUCUGCCCAGCUGUGCCUUUGCAUCCAGGCCAUCUUCCAAUUCCAGUCUUCAGCAUCAUUAUUUGAGCAGCUUACAUCAUGGUGGAGAUGGUCAAUGCGCAGGUACUCUCUCUAGUUCAGGUGACUACUACGGAUCGUCCCCUUACAGAGUCCAGAGGCACGCCGCCAACAUCAGGGAGCGAAAAAGGAUGCUGAGCAGUAUAAACUCUGCGUUCGACGAGCUGCGUAUGCAUGUACCAACAUUUCCUUAUGAGAAACGACUGAGCAAAAUCGACACUCUCCGACUGGCGAUUGCCUACAUCGCUUUAUUACGGGAAGUUCUAACGGCGGACUGUGAUCCUUUGACUUAUGUGGAAAGGUGUCUAAGGGGUGAAAUUAAAGCAGACAGGGCUAACUGGAACACUAGUGAUUUAACUGCACGUUUGUCUUGGAUUAAUUGGGAAAAUUUGGGAGUCACUCCUGGAAGACGUAGUGCUUUGACGUCUUUAGCACUUACUUCUGAGAACAAUCAAUGAAUAGAGAGGAUAACCUGAGAAAAAUAGCGA